CGUCAUCGCAGCGGCCUGCCGCCGUCCUCCUGGUCGGCGUACGAGUCGACGACCUCCAGAUACGGGAACGCACCGCCGCCACCCUCGCCUGCCAACAACGACGCCUACCAGGACGAGCAAGAUUACAUUCGUCGUGUUGUUCCACUAGGCGGUGGUGGAGGCGGCGGCGGUGGUGGUGGCGGCGGUGGCGGCGGCGGCGGCGGUAGCAGUGGCAGCGGUGCGCUGCGACAGCACAAAAAACAGCGAAGAAAAUCGCGGAGCGGAAGCAGCUCGCCAAGUGGCAGCAGCCGUUCCGGUAGCAGCAGCAGCAGCCGCAGCGGCAGCUCCGCCGGCAGCACUUCCGGCGGCAGUACGUCGCCGGGCAGCUCACCGCACCGCGCCGGAAAUGCCGCCGUCACCGAGGACCGCAGGCCGCUCGCGAUCUGCGUGCGUAAUCUGCCGGCACGCAGCAGCGACACAUCCCUCAAGGACGGCCUCUUCCACGAAUACAAGAAGCACGGUAAAGUGACCUGGGUGAAGGUCGUCGGGGCGGCCGGUGACCGGUACGCCCUGGUGUGCUUCAAGAAGCCCGAGGACGUGGAGAAGGCGCUCGAGGUCUCCCAGGACAAGCUGUUCUUCGGCUGCAAGAUCGAGGUCGCCCCCUAUCAGGGAUACGAUGUCGAGGACAACGAGUUCCGGCCGUACGAGGCCGAGCUCGACGAGUACCACCCGAAGGCGACCCGCACGCUCUUCAUCGGGAACCUCGAAAAGGACGUCACCGCGUCCGAGCUUAGGAAGCAUUUCGAGCCCUUUGGCGAGAUAAUAGAAAUAGAUGUUAAGAAACAGGGCGCGGUGACGAGCUAUGCCUUCUGCCAAUACUCCGACAUUGGCAGCGUCGUCAAAGCUAUGCGAUCGAUGGACGGCGAACACCUGGGCGCUAAUCGAAUUAAACUCGGAUUCGGGAAAUCCAUGCCCACGUCCUGUGUUUGGGUUGAUGGCAUUGGAGAUUGUAUGCCGGAAAAGUACCUGAACAUACAGUUCCAUAAGUUCGGACUGAUAUCUCAGGUCGUAGUGGACCGAGAGCGAGGACACGCUUUGGUCUUCUUCGAGCAGAUCAGCUGCGCUCAAGCUGCUGUGAAGGAGAUGAGGGGCGCAGCCCUUCGCGGACGACGGCUCCAAGUCGACUUCGCUUCCAGAGAGUGUCAAGAGACGUUCUACGAGCACCUUGAGCGCCAGGGUAUCGCUGGUGAAAGACCUUGGGACACGAGGCCUUCUCCAGCAACCACCUUUGAUGUCUCGAUUCCUUCCAGGCGGGAGCGCAGCAGUUUCGACACGGGGGUGACGGUGUCGAACUCGAGUAGCAGGUUCACCCGCUACGAGACGCCCCCGAGGUCGAGAACGGCGAGUUACUCCCGCGCGUCCGGAGGCGGUAGCACGCCGGGCGCCAGUCCGGCUCAUCCGACCGCGAUGACGCGGAGCAACCGUCGGUCGUACCAGGACACCUACUACGACGGGGACUACAGCGAGCCGGCGCCGCGAAGGUUUCGCAGCUACGACGAAUUCAGUCAGGGCAGCGGGGCUAGCCACGACGACUACCAGAGCAGCGUGCUGGGUGACGGCAAGCUGAACGACGACGACUGUCCGCCGCCGUCGUCGCGUCGCCACGCGGUGCAGAGCGUCGUCACCAGCGUGGACCCUCCUGCCCCGCCGCCACCGUUGUUACCGCCCUCAGACAUACGACACCUGCAGAAGGAGCGAGUCCACCUGCUGGAGCAGCUCGAGGAGUGUCACAGCAGUGGCGACGAGGUCGGCUUCGCGCCCAAGAAACGCGCGAAGUUGGAUGGCGCUUCCACGACGAUACUGUGCGAGGAUGACGAGCCGGAAAUCGCGUCGUUGCUGGUCACCUCGCACUCGAGCAGGAAGGGCAUGGACAUACGACGAGUCAGCGACAGCAAGGUCGUAGUACACCAUGCCACGAGGAGGGGUAGCUGCGAGGGCAGAGGCCCUGGGCCAUGCAAGCGUCGGCGUGAUGUUACUAGCAGGCACCAUGAACAUCACGACGGAUCGCGGCCGGGCACCCCGUUGGUGGACGAGAGGCCGGAGAACCUGGUGCCUAGCGAACCACGGCGUUUCCGCGAAAGAAGCCACGAGGGUCCUCUAUCGUUACCCCUACCGAGGUUCGCCACCCAGAUGUUGAACAACAACAACAACAACAAUAACAACAAUAACAACAACAGCAGUAGCAACAACAACAGCAGCAGCAGUAAUCGGUCGAGCAACGCGAGCCUCGCGAAAGUCGCCAGUCCGCCAUGUGCCAAUCUGUCCACAGCGCCGAGUCCUCGAGCCGCGCCCCAACCCCCAGCCUCACCGCCGCCGAGGCACCCUAGUCCGAGCCCGACGAGCUCGGACAGCGAAACGGCUCCUCAGUCGCCGAGCCUCGAGGAGAGGAUACGAUCGCUCGACGAGAAAUACGAGAAGUGGUCCGGCUCGCGGGCGUUGAGCGCGGCCGGCGGCGACGCGCUGGCGAAGCUGGACGCCACGGCGUCCGAGCGUUUCAGGUUUCGCCACAAGCUGCUGGACCUGGACCUACACGAAGUGCAGCCGUCGGACAUCGUGAAGUCGGUGCUCGCCAAGCGGAGUGUGUUCGACGAGGACUCGAAACGUUUGGAGAACUUCAGCGAGAAGUACGAGCCGCGGGAGUUCACCGGCGUGCUGAACGUCAGCUCGAUGAUCGGCGGCGCGACCGGUCUCACGUCGGCCGGUGGCGCUGCGCCAGCCACCGGUGGUUGCACCAGCAAAGUCUGCCUGCAGUAUCCAUUCCCUAGUCAUCCGCCUGUACAGUCGAGCAACAGCGGCGGCGGUACCGUUCAGACCGGCCUGACCACCGCCGCGUCCUUGUCCACGAGUCUGAGCUUCGCGACCAGCCUGUCGUCGUUGAAGACGGACCUGCGCGGCACGUCCGCGCAGCACAACUGCGUGCACCCGACACCGGCCACGCCGAUCACCCCCGGCACCUCAAUCAAAACGGUCAGCCCCGAGCUACCGCCGGUCUCGUUGCCGAUCGGCCUCGGCACCGGCACCGCAGCCAGUAGCGGCAACAGUAGCGGUUUAGCGUCAGCCAGUAGUAUUCUUAGCAGCAACGGUAGUGUAGGUAGUAUACACGUACUCGGGGCGUCGAUGAGCCGAGGAUUAACCGCGACCACUUCGUCAUUGCCGUCGUCGUCGUCGUCGUCGUCGACGUCGUCGUCUUCGUCUUCUGCGGCCACGACAACUUCGACGGUCUCAUACUCGACCACGGUACCGGUCACGACGACCGCAGCGACGUCGACGGCAACCACAACCACGACGUCCGCCACGGCGACGCCGGCCACCGCCUCCUCGACGACCACCAUCGCCACUGCGACCACCACCAUCACCACCGCGGUGACAUCGUCCAGCAGCCAGUACCAAACCUCCAUGUCCACCGCGUCCACGGUGCUGAUGCCGUCUUCCACGACGUCCUCGUCGAAUUCCUCCUGCCCAUCCAGCGAUGGCUCGCGAUCCAGGAUGAGGAAGGAGUUGGCUAACCGGGAGAGCAGGGACUCGCGCGACAGCAAGGACGGCAGAGACUCGAAGUACAGCAAGGGGAAGGAUUGCCAGAGGAAGUCGCGGAAAGAGGACGCGGAACUCGAGAGGAGCGGCAGCCGGAAGGACCGGGAGGAGAAAGAUACGGUGGUGAACGACAUUGGGGAUAACGACGGUCACAGAGAGUUCAAGGAAAACAAGGAGGUGCGUUACGAGAGGAAGGAGAGGGAAGAGAAGGAGAGACGAGAGAAGGAUGAUCGCGAGAGGCAGCAGGAGAGGAGGGAAAAAGAGGACCGGGAUAGACAGGAGAGGAAGGAACGCGAGGAGAGGCGAGAGAAGGAUGAAUCAGAGAAAGAAUCCAGGGAACGAAGUCCCAGAGUGUCCCACGAGUCGGACAAGGAGUUCCUCUCGAGACUGGAACUGUCCAAGCGCAACGACUCGAACUCCCCCAGCGAGCAGACCUCGGUCAGCUCGAACCACUCGCGGGAGAUACAGCAGCACCACCAACAGCAGGCUUCUCUCAAUCUUCACAGCGACGUGGACGACGGUCCCUUGUCCACGCACGACAUGCAGGUAGCCAGGCAUCCGUCCGCGACCGACACGGACAGCGACGAGCCGAAGAAGCACUCGAUCUUCGACAUCGUCGACGACGAGCCCGCCUACAUCAGCAUGUACGACAAGGUGAAGGCGCGCUCGACGAAGAACAUGCAGAAGCUCGAGGAGGAGAAACGUCAGGUUCGCCUGAAGGACAAGUUCUCGCAGCUGAAGCAGAGUCGAGCGAGGCGGGAGGAGAAGAAGCAGAGCACCUCGUGGGACGGGGACUCGGUGUCCAGCAAAGCGUUGACGGAGGACGAGGCCACCUCGGAAUCGGAUUCCGCCAGGGCGAAGUCCCUAUCGAGGAAGGGGUCCCGGUCGCGAAUACACUCCGACACCAGCGAGGAGGAGGAAAUCUUCAACAACAAGAUCCGAAAAGUGGCGAAGGCCGAGAGAUUCUUGGAGAGCGACGUCGACCUCGGGUUCGCGGACACCGAGGAGAAGCACAACCCUCUGGACACCUCGACCGUGGUCAGUAACGUGCACGCGAACGUGAAGGAGGAGCCCCGCACGUCGGACGACGACGAACGAAUCUCCGUCGGGUUCCGCGGCAACCAUCCCGCCAUUGUGGUCAACAACCACGAGAGGGACUCGCGCAAGAAGUCGCACAAGAAGAAGCAGAAACGCCAGAAGAACUCGAUGUCCACCGAGGACAGUAUAAAGACCGAGUCCUCGGAGAGCAUCGAGCACAAGAUCAAGUCGAACAUCACCAGCGCCGCGGAGUGCCGGACGAAUCAUACGUCCGAGUCCGUGACCGUUGCCAGCGCUGCGACCUCGGCCACGCCAGCGUUGGAGAACGCCGACGAGAGGAUACGGUCGGACAAGAAACAACGGAACAAGAAGGACAAGAGGAGAGACAGAAACGGGGACGACAAGGCGAAGGCCAGGAGAAAGAGGCUGAACAGGCAAGAGGUCAGAGACUCGCAGCGGAUGGAGGACAUCUUCGGCCCAUUGUCGGACGACGUUGACGACGGGCCGUCGAACACGUUCUUCAACAGACUAGCCAACAUCCCGUCGGAGAACAACACCUACGCGUCCGACAGCGACGGCGGUCACAGUCCGGUACUGGACGUGGAGCGGGUCCGCAGGAAGACUGAGAAGAAACGUCGACACCAGCCGGAGGACGAGAACAGCGUGGACCUAGCGGAGGCGGGCCGCGAGAUCGAGGCGAAGCUGCUGGGGCUGCCGAACUCGCCGAAGUCGGACAUCGCGUGCACGGAGAGCAACGACCACGACGUGUUCCGGUUCACCGACGACAACGACAGCGUGGAGCCGUCCACUCCGUCGACGGUGCCGGAGAAGGUGAAGGAGAAGAAAAAGAAAAGGAAGAAGUCGAAGGAGGAGCGCAGCCGGAAGGACUACCAUCAUCAUCACCAUCACCACCAUCAUCACCACGAGAAGAGCGGCGAGCUACCGUACCUCGGCGCUGAUCCUAGUCCGCCUCGAGCCAGCAGUCCGAUAAUCAACAAAACCAUGUCGCCCACUUUGCCAACACCCAGAGAGACCACCAUACUGAGUCCCAUCCCGAAGGUAGCGGCGAACGUGCCCGCGCCGUCGAUGACGCCUCCAGUCAGCGGCGGCAUCCAGGCUUCGAAGCAGGAGAAGAAGAAGGACAAGUUCAUCCCCGGCUUCGGCAUAGAGAUCGACGAGACCAUUCACGAGAACGCUGUGAAGAGCAUCUCGGAGCCAGAGGAACGCGAGAACAGCUGCCAGUCUAGAAGUGGCAGGGAGGAGCCGGACGUGACCGUGCCGACGACGCCGCCCACGCAGACGGAGGACAAGCCUAGAGUCGCCAUCUCGCAGGAGGAGACCGAGGACGCGGUCGCCGCGUUGCUGGAGGAGACCUUCGGCGGUUCCACCGAGGACUUCUCCUACGAAGGCGAGGAAGAAGACGCGGAGGCGGAGGAUGCGGUCGGGCAGCAGCCGGAAGCGCCUCAGGAGGACGUGGAGGAGAUGCAGCAAGCGGUGGAAAGCUUGAACGCCUCCGCUGGCGAAGGCGAGACGGACCUGAAGCCGGACACUCCGCAGAGCGAGCACGACCUGCAGAUAGACACGGACACGGAGGAGGAUCCCAACUACGAAACCUUCGACCUGACGCAACCACCAAAGACACCAGACAUUCCAUCGUUCUACAAAUCGCCCACGAAGACUGUCAACACCAUCACGCCGACCCCGGCAGCCGCGGAGAAGACCAUCGCGUCCAUACCCGCGAAACCGCAGAGUCCGCCAGCGUCCGUGAUCGCCCACUCCUGGACCUUGAACGAGAAGCCGCGGGAGGUCGUGAAGACGGUACCCAUCGAGCCUGUCGACGCGAAUGCUAGCGUGGCCAGUUCCGAAAGCAUCGGCGCGCAAGCUCGUCAGGUUUCGUCGCCGCCUCCACAGUACAAACCGCCUGGUCUUGGUCCUUGCAGCGUGCCCAUCACCGCGGAGACACCUAGAGUCGCUGCCGCUAGUCCUAGACCACCACCAAUUACCGUGCAGCCUUUAUACCAGAAGCUUCCUGUAUCCCCGCAGUCGCAGAUGGUACCUAUGCGUCAAGCUUCGCCCAGGAUGCAGAACAUCUCCACCGUUUGCACGACCACCGCCUCCAGCCUGACUCCUCUGCCGCCGUUAGUCCCGUCGAGGAUACCACCGUUAGUCCCGUCACAGCUGUCGCCGAGAAUCUCACAACCGUCGUCCCCUAACGGACAAUGGUCCCGGAACCCGUCUUUGAGCCCACACAUGCCGAACGUUGGCAAACCGUCACCACCGCCGACCAGAAUCGCCGUCAGCGUGUCCGUGUCGUCGCUCCGGCCGGAAACGCCCGCUCAGCAGAUCUACUCCACCGCGGCCACUCAACAGCCGGUCAUCCAACACGCUCCCGGCAUGAGGGCGUUGGCGCCCAGCUAUCCUAGAGUCGGCUUACCGCCGUUGACACUGAAUAUUCCGCACCGUCCGUACAUGCCUGUGAAGAACUCCAGGGACUUGGCGAUAGUAGGGAAAUCGGUGAUCGAGACUUUGCUCCCGGUGAACCCUAGCGAGCCGUCGCAGCGAUUGGACGAGCCAAAAUUGUCGCCUGCGGUGAUACCAGAGCCGACGAACAAAGCGUCCACGUCGCCGAAAGUUCCUUCGCCCAAUCAGCCGCCGACUUACAUCCCCGAGACAGCUAAGAUCGAGAUUAACGCGAGCACGUCUAGUCCUGUGUUCGGUAAACCCACGACGAUGCCAGACACUCUGACGUCCAGAUCUCAAAAACAAAUGCCCAUUACCACGGAUAACAACCUUCUGUCGCCGAGGCAGAAGCAGGAGAUGUCGAAUCUUCAGCUUCUGACCACCCACGUUCCCAGAUCCUCGACACCCAGUCCGGUGAUAGUAGCACACGGCCAGUCGCACCUGGUUCAUAAAUCUGUCGUUCACAGUAUCGGAGCGUCGACCGUUUCGUCGGCUAACCAGUCGCUGAUCAAGACUGUCGUGCCGAUCGUUCCACAGCAGAUCGCGCCCACGAUGGCGGUUGCGAUGCCCGAGGAAAAAUGCGUGAUCACGCAGACUUCGUUGCCCCUUGGCAGUCAAAGGCACUCUCCGGUGUCACAGAGCAGUCAGUUACCGAAACCGCACAUUCCUCUCGUGUCCACCGUCUCGCAGGCUAUUAUUACCAGAUCUGUGCCGUCCACCGUGUCCUCCAUAUCCGCGACACCAGUGAACGAGCCGAGCACCCUAGAGUGUCUAGAGUCGCGUUUGCCGACCGAGCCAGAAAUAGACUUGGACUCCAACGCUCGGAUAGCUCAGACAGCCCAGCCGAUGCAGCUCACUCCGCCCAUUCAGCCGACGCAGCCGAUAGACGUGAUAAAGGACGAGCCGGUGGAGGUGAAGCACGAAGAGCUUCCGAUGAAGGAAGAAUUCCCGAGCAACGAGCCGCCAGCGGAAUUCUCCGUGACGCAACCGAUCAACGUCGACACGAAGCCGAAGCUGGAGCAGCAGGAGCUGAUCAAAUCCGAGAAAAUCAUUCCAAAGACAGAAGCUACCGACGCGCUGACACCGAAGAUAGAGAUCGAAACACCGAUCAAGAUGGAGACGGUGAACGAGAUCAAAGAAGAAGAUAUGUCCAAGGAGGAGGAGACGAACGCCGAGGAGGAACCAGCGGAAGACCUACUGAAGGAGCCUAGCACCGAUCCACUUGCCAUCGAUGUCUCGAAGGAAGAUCCAGCGGACAGCAAAGAGGACAGCGAUUACUGGUCAGCGAAGGAGGUGAACAUCGAGAGUGUGAUAAAGAAGGUCGACGCUCUGUGCGAUGGCGAAGGCAACGAUGGGGACGAGGAGACGCAGCACGGCACGAACAUCAGCAACGAGAACCAGGAGCCGCCGAAGGCCGAGACCGACUGGUUCAACGCGGACAUCAAUGAAACCGAGGCGAAGAAGAACUUCGCGGCGAACGACGAGCAGGACGAGGGCGUGGAGACCUGCGAGAGCGAGUCGACGAAGAGUCGCCGCGGCAGGACGAAGACACGACGGGGUGCCAGUCGCGGCGGCGUCACCACCAGGCGUAGCGUCAGGAACACGUCCACCGUGGCGCACAAGCGCGGCGGCAGGACGCCGAGGAGCAGCAAACACCACGUGGAGAAGAACAAACUGCCGGCGGACGUCUACGAGUUCCACGACGACAGCGAGGAGGACAACGCAGGUCGUCCACGACUGAUCCUAACGAUCAAGUCUCCGGUGCCGAGCCUGACAGGGCCAAACGCGCAGCCAGCGACACCUAUAGCAGCGGUGAAAGAGGUCCCGCCGGAGGAGUUCGUCUCGCCAGCCGCGAACACCAGGAAGUCGAAGAGGCUGGCUGAGAGGGACGGCAGCAGGAACACCAUCGACGACGUGAUCGAGGACGUGGUGCGAGGAUCGGCGGCCAACAAGGGCUUGGUCGGCAACACGGGCAACGUGCACGCCACCAGGCGAAGCACCAGGCACAACAACGCGCCGCGGCCGGUGCAGACGCCGCUGCAGCUGGCGGAGCCGCGUAAGUCGCCACGCAGCGUGCGGAAAUCGGCGCGUAGAACAUCGGAGAACGACGACAGCAGCGAGGAGAAGAUCAAGGAGGCGUCGGCUCCGCCGCAGGAGCUGCAGAGUAAGGAGGAAACCGCUCCAUCGCGCGCGGAGACGCCGAAGACGGAGGAGACUAGUCAGUCCGCUCCAUCGCCGGUGCAGAAACCAGUCUCCCAUGAGCCGAUGACGCUGAUCGACCCAGUCACAGGGAUGCUGAUACCGAUGAGGGAGUCGGAGGAGGGUCAGUACAUACCGGUGUCCACUGCUGCGGGUCAAAUAGCCGUGAACAGGAACACCUGCGAUUCGAGGAGCACACCUGGAAUUAUCAACGCUAGUCCGACUAGCGAGGCUAGACCGAAACCGUUGUCGCAACCGGAGAAUCUUUCUGUUGAAGAACCGAAGAAGGAGCAGAUACCAGAGCCAGUGCAGAGCCAGCCGAUUCAACCUCAGACCAGCGUGAUCACCAAGCCCCAGUCUCCCAUUGUCCAAGUGACGUCGACAGCCAGCAUGGUACCAGCGGCGGUAACGUCAACGACCGUCGCGGCGAUCACCACUACAACGGUGGCUACGCCACAGGCGACGCUAGUUUGCACGUCGCAGUCCAAACCUACGAGUCUCAAGGCUCAUGUUUUGAACGCCAGCAAACUAGCGACUCCCGUAGUUGUGUCGCCUAAUUUAAGUCCACGCGCGAAGCAACCACCGCAGAUCAGCGCGGCGAAUGGCAAGGGCCAAGGUCAGCCUAUGUCACCUGUGCUGAAUAACACCGGCGUUCCACCGAAUCCUAAGCAACACCUCCUGCAAGCGGCUAAGCAGCAACAACAGCAACAACAACAACAACAACAGCAACAACAACCGCAACAACCGUCGACGAUAGUGAAUCUCCCUCAGAAAUUACCAAUGAACGUUCAUCCACCCAGUGUGCCGACACCGACGCCGAGGAUUCAUCAACCGGUGUCGCAGCCCACGACGUUGAAAGGAAUCAAUGGCCAACCGCAUCCUCUAAAUCCGAAGGCCCAUCUGCUGCAAGCUGUAGUCCCACCGAUUGUCACUGGGGCCGUGGCUAGUCCACCCACUCAACCUCAUCUGAUGAAUCCUCAACCUGUUGGCGUGAGCUGUUCUAGGCCACCUGCGCCGAAACCAGCGGUAACGGGUACAAUGGAACCACCAAAAGUAGAAGUUUCCAUGUCUGGCUGUAUUAUGGUACCGACCGCCAGCCCUCAGGCACGCGGAGUACCAAUAACAACGUACGACGGACCAUUGCAUGCGAAUGCGGGUGCUGCUCCAUCACCAGGGGGACAGUAUGGACUUGUUCCCCCACAUCGAUCCCAGAGUCCUCCAUUGCCCCCACCUGCCCAUCAUCAUGCUAAUGCUUCUCAGGGUGACGUCGUAAACCACUUUGGAAGCCUGACACGAGGAGGAGAACUGCCGCCGCACUACAUGCACCAGCAAGUGCUCCAGUAUCAGUUUUUGCGUGCUCAACAGGAAGCCUUGACAGCUCCGCGCAUAGCGUAUCACAUUCCAAGAACUAGAUCUCCUCAUUUACCCUUAGACCCGAAACUGGAGACUGGCAUAGAAGAUAGUCAUAGUCCGCCUUUAGAGCUGAGACGGAGCACGAAGACACCUCAAGACCGUACCACAGAUAGUCCACAAGUAGCUCAAGUUUAUAUGCUGCACGGAGCACCCAGAUUACCGCCACCGCCUCCGCAAUACAACGCGGGAGGCAAUCCGUCUUUAACCGCGCCAGCCGCCGCCAGGGUUGGAUUCUACGAACCGCCACCCGCGCAUUUGCGUUCCCAGUACCCGAUUGCCGCCAGCGAGGCGCCAAGCGACAGAGCCAUUACGCCGGACAGGCCUAGGAAACAUCAAGUGGUCACGCCGCCCCAUGCUUCGCAAGUGCCGCCGCAGGCGGACUCUUUUCAGAUGUUACUUCAACGUUAUCCGGUCAUGUGGCAAGGCCUCCUGGCACUUAAGAACGACCAAGCCGCAGUACAAAUGCAUUUCGUUUUCGGUAACCCCAACGUAGCGAGGGAUAGUCUACCUUGUAACAGCGAUGGUUCUACGCCACCGUUGAGAAUUGCUCAAAGAAUGCGACUGGAACAGACGCAGGUCGAGGGUGUGGCGAGGAAGAUGCAAAUGGAUAACGAACAUUGCAUGCUCCUCGCGCUACCAUGUGGUCGAGAUGAGGUGGAUGUGUUGCAACAGAGUAAGAACCUUCAGACUGGAUUUAUAAUGUAUUUACAACAGAAGCAGGCCGCUGGAAUUGUUAACAUUGCUGCACCAGGAUCGCAACAGCCUGCAUACGUAGUCCACAUUUUCCCGGCGUGCGAUUUCGCGAACGAAAGCUUAGCGCGGAUCGCACCAGACUUGCUUCAUCGGGUCGCGAAGAUCGCCCAUUUGCUCAUCGUCAUCGCCACGGUUUGAGGCCAGCCAGUGGUCUACUGGAUUACAAUCUACAUACAUCUCUCGCCUUCACGCACUGUAGGACGCUUCGCAUGUGGCAUGAAGCCUGGAGUGUCCUUCUGACGGAGCGCAGAGUCGUACAACAUUAAAUGAAAACGGACAAAAAAAUGAGACGAAGAUGCAGAACAAAGAAGUGAGGAGAGGGGUUCCGUCGAAGGAAAAGGUUUCUCCUCCGAAGAUAUCUAUA
Nomia melanderi (Alkali bee) is the source of this 11797-nucleotide messenger RNA. NCBI's taxonomy places the organism in Eukaryota, Metazoa, Arthropoda, Insecta, Hymenoptera, Halictidae. The record is from RefSeq and is a predicted model, not a curated record.